Molecule: messenger RNA, 339 nt
Organism: Staurois parvus
Lineage: Eukaryota; Metazoa; Chordata; Amphibia; Anura; Ranidae
Source: the annotation of a GenBank genome assembly
GGGCACAGGUGGGUGGCACUGGUGGGCACAGGUGGGUGGCACUGCUGGGCACAUGUAGGUGGCACUUCUGGGCACAGGUGGGUGCACUGCUGGGCACAGGUGGGUGCACUGCUGGGCACAGGUGGGUGCACUUAUGGGCACGGAUGGGCGGAGCUAGUGGGCGCACUGCUGGGCGGAACUUGCGGGUGGCACUGCUGGGCACCGAUCAUCAGGGCACUGAUCAUCAGUGGCCCUGAUGAUUGGUGCCGAUCCUCGCUCUGACAACUGCCGGUUCUCGGCAGUACUUUCCUCACGAUCUGACAGCGUGAGGAAAGUGCAGCCGAGAACCGGCACUUGCAU